AUGACAGGGCUUCCACCACCAAGGGAGGGGCAAGAAGGAAAAUCGGAUGACCAUCCCAUGGUACUUCCUGAGGGUGUCAGUGAACCAGAGAUGGAUAGCUUGCUCGAUUACAUGUUCAAAGCGGCUUACCAAGAAUACCUCAGGCGGCAUGAUGAUGGAGUGAAGCAGGAGGAUCUGAUAGCUAUCCUCAAGCUGUCGACAAUGUGGGAGAUACAAGAUGGUCGCGAAUACGCAAUCAGGAGGCUACCUGAAUUGAUCAGAGGGAACGCACCUCUUCAGUUCUACCUUGCCCGGACUUAUGACAUUGUGGACUGGGUGGAGCCAGCCUUCAGGGAGCUGUUGAAUACACCAAUCCAAACAAUCACAAAAGAAAUGGCUCACGAGAUCGGUCCUGAGGCAUUCUAUGUCCUGACUCACACAAGUGCGCAAAUAUCGGAGCACCGUCUUCUCCUUGCCUUCUUCCCAUCAGAUCCUGUUAUCAAUCCCGUCUGCCCUACUCCAGCCCUGUGCGCUAGCUCAUGGACCAAGCAAUGGUGGCACGGACUUGCAAAGCAUCUCCUGCAUCCAGACAGCACCUUGACCGGAGGACAAGUACUGGGGUUGUUGGAGGCAGCUCGGAUUCCAGGGAUGUGCAUAGGCUGUCAAAAGGUAAACAUCGACUGGGUACGAGACCAGGGAGUGAUGGUACAGGAUGAAGCAAUGAGGGAGAAAGCGCUCAAGGAGGUGUUACUCUGGUUCAUCCCUGAGAAAGUGGGGCCAAGCGAGCACGACGUGGGGAAGGAAGGAGCGGCGAGUGGAGAGGCUCAGGAGGAACAGGCAUAG
Molecule: messenger RNA, 822 nt
Organism: Gloeophyllum trabeum ATCC 11539
Lineage: Eukaryota; Fungi; Basidiomycota; Agaricomycetes; Gloeophyllales; Gloeophyllaceae
Exons: 2
Coding region: 1-822 (273 amino acids)
Source: RefSeq, a predicted model, not a curated record